This is a messenger RNA of Papaver somniferum (opium poppy), 2000 nucleotides long. RefSeq names its product polyubiquitin-like. Bases 136 to 1737 code for a protein of 533 amino acids. The transcript is spliced from 2 exons. The record is from RefSeq and is a predicted model, not a curated record. Gene Ontology annotation, biological process: modification-dependent protein catabolic process; protein ubiquitination. Gene Ontology annotation, molecular function: ubiquitin protein ligase binding; protein tag activity. Gene Ontology annotation, cellular component: cytoplasm; nucleus. NCBI's taxonomy places the organism in Eukaryota, Viridiplantae, Streptophyta, Magnoliopsida, Ranunculales, Papaveraceae.
UGUAUGUUGAACCCAUAGGGGUUGUAGUAUUUUUCACUAUUGUUUUCUCCUCUUCCGUACCUUCUCAAAUCAAAACUAAUCGUUUAGGGUUUAUUUUUCGUCAUCCAAAGAAAUUUUCUUCAGCACUAUCUCAAGAUGCAGAUCUUUGUCAAAACUCUGACUGGCAAAACAAUCACCCUAGAGGUAGAGAGCUCGGACACCAUUGACAAUGUUAAGGCUAAGAUUCAAGAUAAGGAAGGGAUUCCCCCAGACCAGCAACGUUUGAUUUUUGCUGGUAAACAGUUGGAAGAUGGAAGGACUCUGGCUGACUAUAACAUCCAGAAAGAGUCUACUCUUCACUUGGUUCUUCGUCUCAGAGGUGGUAUGCAAAUCUUUGUUAAGACCCUAACUGGCAAGACCAUCACUUUGGAAGUUGAGAGCUCCGACACAAUCGAUAAUGUCAAGGCAAAGAUCCAGGACAAAGAAGGUAUUCCUCCAGACCAGCAGAGGUUGAUCUUCGCUGGAAAGCAGUUGGAAGAUGGACGUACCCUUGCUGACUACAACAUCCAGAAAGAGUCCACUCUCCACUUGGUUCUUCGUCUCAGAGGUGGUAUGCAGAUCUUUGUGAAGACCCUAACUGGCAAGACUAUCACCUUGGAGGUUGAAAGUUCAGACACUAUUGAUAAUGUUAAAGCUAAGAUCCAGGACAAGGAAGGUAUUCCCCCAGACCAACAGAGGUUGAUCUUCGCUGGAAAGCAAUUGGAAGACGGGCGUACCCUUGCUGACUACAACAUCCAGAAGGAGUCCACCCUUCACCUCGUCUUGCGUCUUCGUGGUGGUAUGCAGAUUUUCGUGAAGACUUUGACAGGAAAGACUAUCACGUUGGAGGUGGAAAGUUCAGAUACUAUUGACAAUGUGAAGGCGAAGAUCCAAGACAAAGAAGGCAUCCCACCUGACCAACAGAGGUUGAUCUUUGCUGGUAAACAGUUGGAAGAUGGAAGGACUCUAGCUGACUAUAACAUCCAGAAAGAGUCUACUCUUCACUUGGUUCUUCGUCUCAGAGGUGGUAUGCAAAUCUUUGUUAAGACCCUAACUGGCAAGACCAUCACUUUGGAAGUUGAGAGCUCCGACACAAUCGAUAAUGUCAAGGCAAAGAUCCAGGACAAAGAAGGUAUUCCUCCAGACCAGCAGAGGUUGAUCUUCGCUGGAAAGCAGUUGGAAGAUGGACGUACCCUUGCUGACUACAACAUCCAGAAGGAGUCCACUCUUCACCUCGUCUUGCGUCUUCGUGGUGGUAUGCAGAUUUUUGUGAAGACUUUGACAGGAAAGACUAUCACGUUGGAGGUGGAAAGUUCAGAUACUAUUGACAAUGUGAAGGCGAAGAUCCAAGACAAAGAAGGCAUCCCACCAGACCAACAGAGGUUGAUCUUUGCCGGUAAGCAAUUGGAAGACGGUCGUACCCUUGCCGACUACAACAUCCAGAAGGAGUCCACCCUUCACCUUGUCUUGCGUCUACGUGGUGGUAUGCAGAUAUUUGUGAAGACCUUGACUGGAAAAACCAUCACUUUGGAGGUGGAGAGCUCUGACACAAUUGAUAAUGUCAAGGCCAAGAUCCAGGACAAGGAGGGUAUUCCUCCAGACCAACAAAGGUUGAUUUUUGCUGGAAAGCAGCUGGAGGAUGGUCGAACUCUUGCGGAUUACAACAUUCAGAAGGAGUCAACGCUUCACCUUGUCCUUCGUCUCCGUGGUGGUAACUAGAAGUUCUUUGUGAUGGUGUCCUCCCAUUUGGUACUGGUAAUCAGAAGUUGCUCUUGAUGGUGUGUUCUCUUUUAAGUUGGUCUGCAAAAGAUAGUUCAGACUUCAGUGUUAUGUUUAUUUGUGGGUGUUUCGUGUGCUAGGUUCUCUCUUUAACUUUAUUAUGAUCUCGUUUUUUUGCACAUCAACAGUUUCAUGCUGUGUUAUAUGCAGUGCUUAUGCUAUAAAUAAAUGAGAAUUGCAACCUUAGUACUAUUUGUUGUGAC